Aspergillus pseudonomiae is the source of this 1921-nucleotide messenger RNA. RefSeq names its product cytochrome P450. Gene Ontology annotation, molecular function: oxidoreductase activity, acting on paired donors, with incorporation or reduction of molecular oxygen, reduced flavin or flavoprotein as one donor, and incorporation of one atom of oxygen; heme binding; iron ion binding. The transcript has 4 exons. NCBI's taxonomy places the organism in Eukaryota, Fungi, Ascomycota, Eurotiomycetes, Eurotiales, Aspergillaceae. The coding region runs from base 303 to 1823 and encodes 506 amino acids. The record is from RefSeq and is a predicted model, not a curated record.
UCUGGCCCCACCUUUUAAUAUCACAGCCAGUCAUUUCAUGCCUAUAAUUCCGAAAGGAAGUAAUCCCGGAGAUUCUGACUUGGCUUUUCAUGGUCAACAACCCUUCGGAGGUCGGGGGUAAGCGUCACCACGCCCUCUCUAAUACGUACGAGAAUGUGAGUUGCGCCAUAUAAAGGCCCCCACGGGGAGCUUAUCUCAGCACGUAAGCCAUCAUCGAUAUAUAAUUCUGGUGCCUUGUCUUGCUUCCAGGCAAUCCAGGUCCAAAAGUGCGGCCCAAAUUUACAGAAACCGGGAGACUCACCAUGGCCGCUCCCCUGGGUUUUGUUACAUAUUUCUUCCUAUUACUUGCGGGCUUCUAUCUUGCCCGCAAGAUAGCUAGACUCGUCCAAGUCCGACGAUUCAAACAACUACACGGUUGCUUGCCCCCACCAAGAGAAUAUCAUAAAGAUCCGGUGCUGGGUCUGGAUGAAGUGCGGUCUAUGCUUCGAGUGUUUCGUGAAGACCGCUUUCUGGAAUGGGCGUUAGAGAAAUAUCGACGUUAUGGAAACACCUUCGCGACCUCAGUUCUGGGUGACGAUAAUAUAUGCACCGUUGAACCGGAAAACAUCAAAACCAUCCUGGCGGUGAAGUUCAAGCAGUUUGACCUGGGAGAGAAAAGACGGAGAACGUUCCAUCCGCUCUUGGGUGAUGGUAUUUUCGCAUCCGAUGGGCCGCAGUGGGAACAUUCGCGGACUCUGCUGAGACCGAGUUUCACUCGCACGCAGAUCGCGGCGACUGAUUUAUAUGAGAGGCACAUUCAGAGGCUGAUCAGCCAGAUUCCGCGAGAUGGCUCAACGGUGGACCUUCAGGACCUCUUUUUCAAGCUGACACUUGAUACAGCGACCGAGUUUCUGUUCGGAGAGUCUGUUGAGUCUUUGCGCCCUGGAUCUUCCGCCGAAUCUACUAGUUUUGCCCACCACUUUAACGUUGCCCAGGAUGGAAUAGCCUUCAGCGUGGCCGUCGCGCCAUUCGACCGACUGAUUUUCAGGCCCAAGCUCAGGGAGUCUGUCAGGGAGGCAAGAGGAUAUGUCGGCAACUUCGUGAAAAAGGCCAUUGAAUACCGACGCUCGCUUGACGCCGAGAAACAUGCGGGCGAUGUAUCAAACUCACAGUCGCGAUAUGUUUUUCUCGAAGAGCUCGCCAAGGAAACAGACAAUCCAACCGACAUCACUGACCAGGUCUUGAAUAUCCUCCUUGCAGGAAGAGACACGACCGCCAGUCUGCUAAGCAUGGUAUUCUAUCAUCUCGCACGGCGUCCAGAUAUCUGGGGAACCCUGCGGAGCGAGGUUGCGACACUCGACGAGAAACACCCAUCAUUUGAGGAGCUAAAACAGUUGAAAUAUCUCUCUUGGAUCAUUAAUGAGACUUUACGCCUGUACCCCGUGGUCCCAUCCAACAGCCGCACAGCAAACGAGGACACAUUCCUCCCCGUCGGCGGCGGACCAGACGGCAAAUCACCCGUGUUUGUCGCCAAAGGCCAAAGAGUUGCGUACGAUGUGUACGUGAUGCAUCGACGCCAUGAUAUAUUCGGCCCCGACGCGGAAGAGUUCCGGCCGGAACGAUGGGAGACCAUACGACCCGGCUGGGCUUUUGUCCCUUUUAAUGGAGGCCCUCGCAUUUGCCUCGGACAGCAGUUCGCCUUGACAGAGGCGUCUUAUACGAUCGUAAGAAUCGUGCAGUCGUUCAAGGAGAUCACCAAUCGAGACCCGGAGCCGUGGCAGGAACGUCUCGCACUUACGUUGGCGAGUAGGCAUGGGACGAAGGUGGCGAUGGUUCCUGUUUAGAUUAGUGUCUGUACUUCUUUCACCGUAGCUAAUACUUAAAAAGGUUGACUGGGUAGUUAUUCCAGCCAUCAAGACUCUAUUUCGGGCUCUAAUCUAUU